GGCGGCGGCGGCGGCGGCGGCGGUGGGAGGCCGGUGACCCGCCGAGGGGCGCCUCAGCCAUGACUGCUGAGCUGCAGCAGGACGAAGCGGCCGGAGCGGCGGACGGCCACGGCUCGAGCUGCCAGAUGCUGUUAAACCAACUGAGAGAAAUCACAGGCAUUCAGGACCCUUCCUUUCUUCAUGAAGCGCUAAAGGCCAGUAACGGUGACAUCACCCAGGCAGUCAGCCUUCUCACUGAUGAAAGAGUUAAGGAGCCUAGUCCAGACGCUGUUGCCACAGAGCCCUCUGAGGUUGAGGGGAGUGGUGCCAACACAGAAGUCCUAGCAAAAGUAAUAGACCUUACACAUGAUAACAAAGAUGAUCUUCAGGCUGCCAUUGCUUUGAGCCUCCUGGAGUCCCCCAAGAUUCCAUCUGAUGGACGAGAUCUUAGCAGGAUGCACGAGGCAGCCUCUGCAGAAACAAAACGCUCAAAGCGAAAACGCUGUGAAGUCUGGGGAGAAAACCCCAACCCAAAUGAUUGGAGAAGAGUUGACGGGUGGCCAGUGGGGCUGAAAAAUGUUGGCAAUACAUGCUGGUUUAGUGCUGUUAUUCAGUCUCUCUUUCAGUUGCCUGAAUUUCGAAGACUUGUUCUGAGUUAUAAUCUGCCCCAGAAUAUACUUGAAAAUUGUCGAAGUCACACAGAAAAGAGAAAUAUUGUGUUUAUGCAAGAACUUCAGUAUUUGUUUGCUCUGAUGAUGGGAUCAAAUCGAAAAUUUGUAGACCCUUCAGCAGCUGUGGACCUGCUAAAGGGAGCAUUCCGAUCAUCUGAGGAGCAGCAGCAAGAUGUGAGUGAAUUCACACACAAGCUCCUGGAUUGGCUAGAGGACGCAUUCCAGCUAGCUGUUAAUGUUAACAGUCCCAGGAAUAAAUCUGAAAACCCAAUGGUGCAGCUAUUCUAUGGUACUUUCCUGACUGAAGGGAUUCGUGAAGGAAAGCCCUUCUGUAACAAUGAGACCUUUGGCCAGUAUCCCCUUCAGGUAAACGGUUAUCGCAACUUAGAUGAGUGUUUGGAAGGGGCCAUGGUGGAAGGAGACAUUGAGCUACUUCCUUCUGAUCAUUCAGUGAAGUAUGGACAAGAGCGCUGGUUUACAAAAUUACCUCCAGUAUUGACGUUUGAACUCUCAAGAUUUGAGUUCAAUCAGUCUCUUGGGCAACCAGAGAAAAUUCACAAUAAGCUGGAAUUUCCUCAGAUUAUUUAUAUGGACAGGUACAUGUACAGAAGCAAGGAGCUUAUUCGCAGUAAGAGGGAAUGUAUUCGAAAGCUGAAAGAAGAAAUAAAAGUUCUUCAGCAAAAACUGGAAAGGUAUGUGAAGUACGGCUCGGGCCCAGCCCGGUUCCCACUGCCAGACAUGCUGAAAUACGUUAUUGAAUUUGCCAGUACAAAACCCACCUCGGAAAGCUGUCCACCGCAGAGUGACGCAUGUGUGGCAUUACCACUCUCCUCAGUGCACUGCCCAGGUUCUGACCUGCACACCAAGGAAAGUACAAGUUCAGAAAGCUCUUCUCAGGAUGCUGAAAGUCCCUUUUCUUCUCCUGAAGAUUCUCCGCUCAAGUCUGAGAUAAUAAGUAAGACACAGGCAUCUUCUCGAUCUUCCCUGGAGAUGCCCGAGCACCCCGCUCCUCGCACUGUCACAGAUGAGGAGAUGAACUUUGUGAAGACCUGUCUGCAGAGGUGGAGGAGUGAGAUUGAACAAGAUAUACAAGAUUUGAAGAAUUGUAUUGCUAGUACCACCCAAGCUAUUGAGCAGAUGUACUGUGAUCCUCUACUUCGCCAGGUGCCUUAUCGUUUGCAUGCGGUUCUUGUUCAUGAAGGUCAAGCCAACGCUGGACACUACUGGGCCUAUAUCUAUGAUCAGCCCCGACAGAUCUGGCUCAAGUACAAUGACAUCUCUGUUACCGAAUCUUCCUGGGAAGAACUUGAAAGAGAUUCCUAUGGGGGUCUGAGAAACGUUAGUGCUUACUGUCUGAUGUAUAUUAACGACAAGCUACCACACUUCAGUGCAGAGACAGCCCCAGAUGAGUCCGACCAGAUGUUAGGGGAGGUGGAAGCGCUGUCUGUUGAACUGAAGCAUUACAUCCAGGAAGAUAACUGGCGAUUUGAGCAGGAAGUAGAGGAGUGGGAAGAAGAGCAGUCUUGCAAAAUCCCUCAGAUGGAAUCAUCCAGCAGCUCCACAUCACAGGAUUUCUCCGCAUCGCCAGAGCCUUCUGUCACUUCUGCUCAUGGGGUCCGCUGCCUGUCUUCUGAGCACGCCGUGAUUGUAAAGGAACAGACUGCCCAGGCGAUUGCAAACACAGCACAUGCGUAUGAAAAGAGUGGCGUGGAAGCAGCGCUGAGUGAGCUUAAGGAAGCUGAACCUAAGAAGCCCAUGUCCCAGGAAACAACCCUUGCAGAGCAGUCAGAGCAGCCCCCAAAAGCACCUGACGCAGAGCCUGCUGCCCAGCCUAAUUCUGAGGUCUCUGAAGUGGAGAUCCCCAGUGUGGGAAGGAUUCUGGUUAGAUCUGAUGCAGAUGGAUAUGAUGAGGAGGUGAUGCUGAGCCCUGCCAUGCAAGGGGUCAUCCUGGCCAUAGCUAAAGCCCGUCAGACUUUCGACCGAGAUGGGUCUGAAGCAGGGCUUAUCAAGGCAUUCCAUGAAGAAUACUCCAGGCUCUAUCAGCUCGCCAAGGAGACCCCCACCUCCCACAGCGACCCUCGACUUCAGCAUGUGCUGGUUUACUUUUUCCAAAAUGAAGCCCCCAAAAGGGUAGUGGAACGGACUCUUCUGGAACAGUUUGCAGAUAAAAACCUUAGCUAUGAUGAAAGAUCAAUCAGUAUUAUGAAGGUGGCUCAAGCCAAACUAAAGGAAAUUGGUCCAGAUGACAUGAAUAUGGAAGAGUACAAGAAGUGGCAUGAAGAUUAUAGUUUGUUCCGAAAGGUGUCUGUGUACCUCCUGACAGGCCUGGAACUCUAUCAAAAAGGAAAGUACCAAGAGGCCCUGUCCUACCUGGUGUACGCCUACCAGAGUAAUGCUGCCCUGUUGACCAAAGGGCCUCGCCGCGGUGUGAAGGAGUCCGUGAUUGCUUUGUACCGAAGAAAAUGCCUGCUGGAGCUAAACGCUAAAGCAGCUUCUCUCUUUGAAACAAAUGAUGACCACUCUGUUACUGAGGGCAUUAAUGUGAUGAAUGAGCUUAUCAUUCCCUGCAUUCACCUCAUCAUUAAUAACGACAUCUCCAAGGAUGACCUGGAUGCCAUUGAGGUCAUGAGAAACCAUUGGUGCUCCUACCUUGGGCAAGAUAUUGCAGAAAAUCUGCAGCUAUGCUUAGGGGAGUUUCUGCCCAGGCUUCUAGAUCCUUCUGCAGAAAUCAUUGUCUUGAAGGAGCCUCCAACUAUUCGACCCAAUUCCCCCUACGACCUUUGCAGCCGAUUUGCAGCUGUCAUGGAGUCAAUUCAAGGCGUUUCAACUGUAACAGUGAAAUAAGCUCCCACAUGUUCAACAUGCCUCUUGUCAGUGCUCACCUGGGGAAGACUGGACAAAUGAGGUCCCAGUAUGGGCCCCAGUGAUGCUGCGUAUUUAAAGAAGGAUUAAAAACAAAAUUGUACUUUUGGGUACAGAAUCAGAAAAGCUAUUUUAUUGGGAAAGAUAAGAGCCAGUAUACUAAGGUGUUGAGCGAUGCCAGAAGACCUGAAAUGCCUUUGAACCCUCCAAACGGCUUGUGUUUUUGUAAGUCUCCUGCCAAUUUUCUAAUUAUCUUGCAGAUGUAAACGUUUUUGACAGCAGAGUAGAAGAGUGACUCAUCAGAACCAGAUGAGCAGCCACUCGUUAUUUUGUCAAACACAGAUGACAUGUAAAAACCCAUAGCUACAAGAGAUGGGAAGGAUGGCCGUGCCUGGCUCCAGGCGGGGAGAGUCCACAGUGGGUGCUGGGGUCACA
Molecule: messenger RNA, 3947 nt
Organism: Ochotona princeps (American pika)
Lineage: Eukaryota; Metazoa; Chordata; Mammalia; Lagomorpha; Ochotonidae
Gene: USP28
Product: ubiquitin specific peptidase 28
Exons: 26
Coding region: 60-3494 (1144 amino acids)
Biological process (GO): protein deubiquitination; regulation of protein stability; DNA damage checkpoint signaling
Cellular component (GO): cytosol; nucleus
Molecular function (GO): protein binding; cysteine-type endopeptidase activity; cysteine-type deubiquitinase activity
Source: RefSeq, a predicted model, not a curated record